Messenger RNA from Exophiala mesophila, 1608 nucleotides. RefSeq lists its product as uncharacterized. NCBI's taxonomy places the organism in Eukaryota, Fungi, Ascomycota, Eurotiomycetes, Chaetothyriales, Herpotrichiellaceae. The record is from RefSeq and is a predicted model, not a curated record. Bases 1 to 1608 code for a protein of 535 amino acids. The transcript is spliced from 5 exons.
AUGGCAACACCAGCAGAUGAAGCUUCGAUGAGGGAGAGGUGGUUUGCAAAUGUUAAUAUUGACUUCGAGGCGCGGAACAAAGAAGAGAAUGAGGCUAUGGAAGAACUUAGGCAGCUCGUCCAUAAGAAGGUUACCUGGGGGAACAUGAAACCAGAGAUCUGCGAGUCCAAAAAAGCUCUUGAGCUUCAAAUCAACAAUACACUACGCAGGCUCACUGAUGCUGCCGACAAUGCCUUACACAUGGGCACCGCCGCAAAACAGGAGCUCGACCUACACCGCUCUCACGGUAUCAACAAGGCAUCUGCAGGAAUUCAAAAGUUUGCGACCAACCUUGCCAAAGUGUUGACAGAGUACUCAGGCAUUGCCGAAGUUGUCGAGAAAGCUGGGGGUCUAUAUGGAACUGCCGGUUAUUCGGCGUUAUCAUGUUUGUUGGUUAUUGCGGUCAAUAAGAGCAAAUAUGACAGUUUAAUCACAGACCAGCUAGAAUACAUGCAUGCUUUCUUCCCAAAAAUCAAUCUUUUGGCCGAGAUCUACAAGCCCGACCAGAAAAUUGCGGAGCUCGUCAUUGACGUACACCAUGAGAUAAUCCUGUUUGCCAGGGACGCCGCGGAGUACUUUCUGAAGAGAUCGCGACGUUUCCGGAUGUCUCUUCGCGCGGAGAAUAGAGCGAUUGAUGAAAGAGUGGAAAGGAUUAGAAAAUCGCUGAAGGACAUCAACGAGUGGUGCAUGGUGUUCCUCCAAAGGAGCGUGGCCGAGCUGGCACAACAACAUCGUGAUGCUCGGAAAGAGCAUGACAAAUUACUCAACGAACUGGUAGCACUCGAGCACCGGAAGCAAAAGAAACAAGCGCUGGUUGAGCUCUCAAAGUUCAGGGAGCAGAUCGACCAUCCCUUGGAAUGCUCAAACUGCAAUUUGAACAGAAUUCAUGGACAAUUGCAAAGUACGUUCAAGCAUCAUCCUGGUUCAAUAAAAGCAUUAGUGAACUUCUCGAGAAUGACACUGGAUGUCUUGAAGGAGAAGGAAUGCUACCAACUUUGGGAGAAUUGGCCUUCGACAAAGCUACUCCUGUUGGGUGGCAAGACCGACCCGGAAAGUCGAUCUCGCAGGAACGGGUAUUCGUGGCUAUCACCCAUAGCCGCAGAACUAUGUACCGCUUGGAAGAGUCAGCUCGUGUCGUUCUUUAGCUGUCACCCAGACAGUUGGUGGAUAGAGAAACCAACGCUACAGCAGGCGAUCACUUGCAGCUUAUACCAGAUGGCUGAACAAGAUCCUGCGCUGCUAGAACAAGAUUUCUUUCAGCUUCCGAACGUCAAAUGGCAACCCGAGGAAGAUGAAGAUAUGAAAUCCUUGAUCAAAUUCACCCGUGAGUGCGUGAAGAUUGCCAGCAAAAAGAGACCUGUCAUGUGGAUCUUUGACAGAGUGGAUAUUUGCAAGCAGCACCCAUCGGAAAUCCUCACAUUUCUGAAAAACGUUGCGAAUUGCGAUUGCAAUCUGAAAAUCAUUACCAUCUGGGAUACUACAUCUCCGUCAGUUAAAGGCUAUUGCGAACAUUUCAUACAGUACACCGACCUAGCGGCAGGGGACAUUGGAUUGGAUCAGAAGAGAUGA